AAAACAAUUGUUAUUCCCUCGCUAAAGCUCAGCAUUUCCCUCCUCCAUUUUCCCAUUUCCCCCCAAACCUCUCCGGCAGCACCUCCUCGUCUGCGGCCACCGUGCUCCGAUCGGAGCGAGCGUCUCAGUCGCGGCGCUUUCUGAUCGCUCUUGAUUAUAUCAACGGCGAAAGGUAUUUGUUGUUGAGAAUUGUUGCUAUGGAUGCUGAGGCUAACGGCAAUGUGUCAAGCAUGGGGGAAAAGCUUGAAAAUUUGAAUCUUGGUAAUCGUGUUACCAUGGAUGAAGCUGCUGGUGAGAUGCUUCAAUUGGCCAAAAAGCCAGCUGAUUCCAUAGUUCCCCCAACUCCUGAUCUCAAGCAGGAGACUGGGGAGUAUGCAGUUGAUUUUAUUUCCCCAAUUUCUUGCCUUCCCAAGGCUAUUUGCUUCAGUUCUCAGGAUGGCAUCAUUUCCUCAAAUGGCGAUGACAGUCCUCGCACUCCAAAAGAGAGUGUGUUUGAUCCUUUUGCUCCUGGACCCGAAGAGCUUCUGCUAGCGCCUCUUUGUCUGAAAAAGAGUGCAGGUGUUGCCCGUAUGCUGAAUUUCGAAGAGUGUGGUCGUGUGCUGAAUUUCGAAGAGUGUGGUCGUGUGCUGAAUUUCGAUGCGUGUAGUGAGAAUGAUUCUACUGUGAAUGCUAUGACCAAUGAUGAACAGCUGUUGGGAAAAUUGUCCAGAAUGCUCCUGCAAAUUGUUGUUUCGAAACAUACUGAAGAGUUUCUUGCUGGGAUCCCGAAUCAAGUUUCUGAUGGCGGUAGAACGCCUACUUCUCCACCGCUCUUAACUGGAAUUGCUGAAACUUGUCCAGCUGCUCCCAAGAAGACUGAAAGGAAAUUCAUAAGCAUUGACAAGGACUUGUGCAAAAAGCUUGACUUUUGAUUGCACCAUGAACAUGAUGAAGAUGAUGAAUGCAUGCGUUCUCUGCAAUAAAUUGAGUUGCAUAUACUUGACUCAAUCCAGUCCCCGACUAUAGUAGAUUCAUAUAUUUUCAAGUCAUACAGCGUUAACUUAUUUAGCUUUUAUCCUUCAUAUAAUAUACUAGUGCAUAUUUGAUGGCAUCUGGCAUCUGUACAAUGUAACUUGGGAUUGCAUUCAUCUGUUUUUGAGAAAAAGAAUGAUAUUGCUGGUGAA
Messenger RNA from Ipomoea triloba (trilobed morning glory), 1163 nucleotides. RefSeq lists its product as uncharacterized. Bases 198 to 911 code for a protein of 237 amino acids. The record is from RefSeq and is a predicted model, not a curated record. NCBI's taxonomy places the organism in Eukaryota, Viridiplantae, Streptophyta, Magnoliopsida, Solanales, Convolvulaceae. The transcript has 2 exons.